Messenger RNA from Balaenoptera ricei (Rice's whale), 1070 nucleotides. It is a transcript of the gene IQCM, whose product is annotated as IQ motif containing M. NCBI's taxonomy places the organism in Eukaryota, Metazoa, Chordata, Mammalia, Artiodactyla, Balaenopteridae. The record is from RefSeq and is a predicted model, not a curated record. The transcript has 9 exons. The coding region runs from base 87 to 905 and encodes 272 amino acids.
CGGGACGGGCGAGGAGACUGCGAGGGUGGGAAGACUGGGACUUGGAGCCCUGCCUUCAAAAGAGAAAGUCCCCCUAACUGCCCACCAUGGCUGCAGAGGCUGGGCCCGACCAAGCAGAAAGUCGUAUAUUAGAGAUUCCCAAGCAAGAUUUUUCUCAAGAAGCAAAAACUCUCAUUGCCCAACACUAUAAGAAAAUAAAUGAGAAUAAAGUUCCAGGUACUUCUAUAAAUGUCUUUAGAAAUAAACAUCAGAAACCGAAAUCUAGCAAAUUCAUACCUUUGGAGAUCAAAAAAAAGGAAACACUUGAUAUGGUCCAAGAACUUCAGGCAGCGUACAAAAUGAUUUGUUUUCCCAAAGACUGUUCCAAAAGUGGACAUUCUGAGGAGGCCCCAUCACGAACUUCUUUCAAGGAGCCACACAUUUUCAAUGUAAAAAAAAAAUACAAGGGGUCUAUAGAUCUAACUGUGAAAGAACAAGUUAAACUGGGUAAAAUAGUGACUAAUAUUGAUUCCGUGAGUAAAAAAAUGGAGAAAGAGAAGCAACAGCACCAUGCGAAGACCAGAAUGGUGGACUCAUUUUGUGCCUUCCCCAUCAUCAACCUUGGCUUGCACUUACGACCCAUGACCUCCUCUUCCAUGGGGCUUUUGAAAGAAAAUGAAAAGUUUUAUCAAAAAAGAACAACAGUCUGUCAAGCCAGAAUCAAAGCCACAACCCAGGCUCAACUGAUUCAACACGUUCAAGUAAUGUCUUCAGGAUGUGCUCUCCUUUCAUUCAUUUUAAAUCUCUGCUUGCCCCUGUUUGGCCUUAAAACCUCUUACUACAGACUUUUUCUCCAUGUGGAAUUUAUAACUCCUGUCUCAGACUUUCUGCUCCUUCCUGGGUAUCUUCACUGGGAUAUCCCAUAACCGUCUCUCAAAAUUGAAAUAAUUAUGUUUUCCCUUCCCCAUGUCUUCUCUCCUAUAUUCCCUAUCUCAGCUAGUAAUGACACUAUCCACCCUACCACCCAAGACUGCCCAGUCAGCCUAUAUUUCUCUACCUUGUUUACAAAGAUUUUAUGAGAAUCUUGAAAU